AACAGCUGUUCCACAUUAAAAUACAUUGGCUCACUGCCUGUUUAUGGGCGAUAAAACUCUGCCGCUCUCAAAAAAAAAAAAGCUACUAUAUACCUAUCUAUGUGAUAUAGGGGUUUUCGUGGAGCACCAGCAGGCAUGGCUACAUAUAUAAAGAGAUAACGAUAUAACCAGCAACGGAAGAGGUUCCGAAAAACAGUCGAGAUCCGAACGCCGCGGAGUUUACACGAAAUAAAAGGUCUGUAAGCGGAGUCAAGUCAAUAUCCCAGGAGGUAUCAUCAUGCUGAAGGCGAUUAUUAUUUUUGCCACGCUCUUGGUCGCCGUGGCCUUGGCCAUGCAACCAUUGGACGCCAAGGAUGAAAACAGCCGGCACCAUCACCUGAACCACAAGCGCCAGUUGUCGCAGCACCACCACAGCCAUCAGCAACAUGGACUUUCAGAUAAAAAGGAACAUCUGAAGCACGGCAGAGAGGUGGCUCACCAGGCUGCAACACACGUCAAAGGACACGCCAAGACGCAUAAGUCUCACAAGAAGCACCCUCAUAGGUCGCAGGAUGGGCACUCCAGCCGGAAGGCUCGCUCUCACUCCACACACCACCAAUCGCAGAAAUCCGGACACAACCACAAACACCAUAAGGCAUCCCGUGGCCAUUAGAUAACCUAUUUAUAUCCUAGCUUAUAUGUGUGUAAGCCAUUUCCAAAAUAAAAACAAAGACCCUUAAAAUAUA
This is a messenger RNA of Drosophila bipectinata, 725 nucleotides long. Its product is annotated as spore coat protein G. NCBI's taxonomy places the organism in Eukaryota, Metazoa, Arthropoda, Insecta, Diptera, Drosophilidae. The record is from RefSeq and is a predicted model, not a curated record.